UCAUCCCAUCCCCACUCCCUCCCUUUGUUCUUUCGAUAAUUGCUUGACAACCAUGCACUUCUUCAAGAUUGUUCUCGUUGUCAUCGCUCUUUGCUUCGUCACUUAUCUCGGAAAGAGCAAUGCUGCCACACCAUAUGAUAUCUUCCAAUUCGUCCAGCAAUCCCCAUUCGUCUUCUGCCUCCGGAAUGGAAUUUGUGGAAACCAACCAGUUCGGCGGCAUACCUUUACAACGCACGGCCUCUGGCCAAGCAACUUUACCGAUCCAUCUGCACCUAUACUCUGCGCUGGUACCGUAUUCAGCAGAAAUGAGAUGAAUGCUGAUCAUUCUCUGCAAUUACUUUUGUUCAAUUCCUGGCCCAACUUCAACAUUAGACGGACAAAUAUGGAUUUCUGGGCGCAGGAGUACAACAAGCACGGCAGGUGCUCGGACAAUAAAUUUUCCCAGACACAAUACUUCCAUGAAACUUAUAGAUUAUGGUUUACCUACAAUGCACAAUAUCUAUUUUCUCAAACAACUGGGAUUGUACCAGGAUAUCAAUAUCGUUACAUUGACCUUGAAUCGGCCAUUCGAAGGACUAUAGGAGGGAAAAAACCUCUCCUUAUGUGCAAGUAUGAUGGGGGGAUCACGUAUCUGCUGGAAGUCGUCAUCUGUUUUGACUACAACGCAGCGAAUCCGGUCGAUUGUGUCAGGACAACAAAUUGUGGGGCAUUGGUAUGGUAUUCACUCUAAUAGGUAUAUAUAGUGGCUACAUAUAUCUAUAUUAAUGUAAUAAGAACAAC
Molecule: messenger RNA, 780 nt
Organism: Pyrus x bretschneideri (Chinese white pear)
Lineage: Eukaryota; Viridiplantae; Streptophyta; Magnoliopsida; Rosales; Rosaceae
Product: ribonuclease S-3-like
Exons: 2
Coding region: 53-730 (225 amino acids)
Biological process (GO): RNA catabolic process
Cellular component (GO): extracellular region
Molecular function (GO): ribonuclease T2 activity; RNA binding
Source: RefSeq, a predicted model, not a curated record